This is a messenger RNA of Cydia pomonella (codling moth), 3017 nucleotides long. RefSeq names its product neural cell adhesion molecule 2-like. Gene Ontology annotation, molecular function: cell adhesion molecule binding. Bases 287 to 1681 code for a protein of 464 amino acids. Gene Ontology annotation, cellular component: cell-cell junction. The record is from RefSeq and is a predicted model, not a curated record. Gene Ontology annotation, biological process: cell-cell adhesion. NCBI's taxonomy places the organism in Eukaryota, Metazoa, Arthropoda, Insecta, Lepidoptera, Tortricidae. The transcript has 11 exons.
UAGGGUCUUUUCUAAACUAGAUUAACGUUAGAAAAAUUUGAUAUUAAGUACAUAAUACAAAUAUAUUUUUUAAAUAGAGUACCAAUGUACCAGCAUUAGCGCAUGCGCGAUAAAGAGUGUCGAGUAGUGUGACGCUCGCUCCAGUAGUAGGCCUGUAGAACCCGCCGGUGCCGGCGCUUUAGCCACCACGGGUCCGAUUACGAGAAAGUUUUUUUCAGAAUUAAAAAGAUAACUAUUAAAGCGUAGUUUUCAUUAGUGUAACGUGGAGUGCCGUGAUUCAAGCAACAUGCGGUGGCUUCUGGUGGCGAUUUGUUGCUACGUGGUUUGUUCAGUCUCAUCGGCACCAGCAGAAAGCGAUGAACCGUACCUGAAAAUAAAUACUUUGAAGAACACGUUCAACGUUGGCGAGAAAAAAGCAAUCUACUGCGAAGGACAACAUUUAACGGGUGAUCUGGAAUGGUAUGAUCCCUCUGGUGCUAAGAUACCACCGAGAUCUACCAAAGCUAAGAGGAUUUAUGUGGAGCCCCGUGGUGCCACUACUGACGGGCCCACAUUUUUGCCUUUGAUGAUACAAAAUUUGGUUCUCGCUGACUCAGGAACCUACAUUUGUAAGGCUGGGGAUCUUAGUGGCAAUAUUACGAUUUUUGUGGGCGAAAAAGUAGUAAUUAAAGAAUCGGAAGAGGAUCUAGUCGAGGAAGAAGGUCAUCAUAUUGAUUUAUCUUGCCAAGCCAAGGGCACACCAGUACCCGAUGUCCAGUGGUACGAUAAAGACAGCCAGCCCAUAGUUAAUAAUGCAAAAUACAGGAUCACCUAUAAGCCUAGAUCCAGCACUAGCGUCCUAAGAAUAAACGACCUGAGUCAUAUGGACCCCGGUACUUAUAAAUGUAAAGCAACCCAGGAAAAAAUUUCACAUUUUGCGGAAAAGUUUUUCCACUUAAGUGUGAGGCAUAAGCCGGUAAUAAUCAACGAAUACUCGGAGAGUGAAGUGUACGCUAUUUUAGAUGAAUGGAAAAAUAUAACAUGCAAGGCCAUCGCAUACCCCGCGCCUACCUUCACUUGGUCGAAGCAUGAUGACAACUAUGAUGAGGAAAUGAAGAGCGAUGGCCCAGACCAUAAAAUCACCACGUCAAAGGAAACAGACGGCAACUCAGUGUUGACGCUACACAUUACCAACGACACACUCGAAAAGCAGUACAAGUGCACGGUAGAAAAUCCCAAGGGUCGCCAGAACUUCAUGUUCCACGUGUCGCUGGGGAACAAACCUGACCCACCAACCAGUGUUGUGAUGUCAUCUGCAACUGCAAAUAAUUUAACAUUCGAAGUUUCCUGUGAAAACUGUACCUUUUACAAAGACGAUGGAAUAGCUCCUAAACCAGAAAAUCUCCCUGUUCUUGGUUACGUCUUCGAAGUUGUGCCGCAUAUGGAGGGAUUCACGGUACCAUACUGGCUGAACGGGACGCAAUAUACGUUCGACAUUACUUCAGAUAACGAGACUACGUUUACAAUCGGCUAUUUGGAAAAGUCUACAGAGUACCACGUACGAGUAGCGACACGAAAUAUUGCAGGCCAAUCCGACUGGUUCGACGUCGCAGGAUUCCCUAAAACAACGGAUGGUGCUGCUACCUUAACCAAAUCGAUUGGGUUACUUAUCUUCGCCUUAUUUGUCUCCCUAAGAUACUAGUGUUUUAUGCCAACUUCGCGAUUCUCAAAGAGAAAUGUAUCCAAGGAUAUUGAUUUCUUUGAAAAUUUUGUUCCGGAACGGCUAGCAUAACUUGUUGAAGUUGUUGCAAUAAAUCGUCUCCUUCUUAUCAGUAUUUAGUUAAGAAUAGAUGACGACUGUUAUGUAGCUCAACGUCAGUUUUGUCAGCCAUUUCAUUGUUGACUUUGUGCUGGGGAGGUCAGAUUUCACUACGGCGCCAUUAUAAUACACUAACGGCCCAAUUCGAAUAAUAUGCAAUGCUAACAAACAAUGCUCGAUGCUUGUCACACCGAUACGAUACUGAUCUGUCAAUGUAAAAAAGACAAUUUCUUCAACCGAAAACUGAACUUAUAUCUAAGCAUUGUUCGAAUUGGGCCGCACCACAAUGCUGCUGGGUUCUCGUAGCUGAUGCGCAGAUUCUAGCAUACGUGAUAUCCAAAAUGUAAUUCAACGGCACCGUAGCGUAUCUCGGAGUAAAUGAUUUCAUUGGGACACAUUUUUUUACAAAUGUUUUUAAAGUGUAUAUAUGUGCUAAAAGCUUUGUUAUUGUAGAGCUUGGUAUACAACCUUGUCCCUAUGAUGACAUUUACAAUCAUAACAAAAUUGUAGAUAGACAAUACUUGUAUAAUUACUUUCAAAUAGCUACAUUAUUAUUUCUACUACAUACUAUUCAAUCUUUCUUGUAACAAAUAGACGGAGAGCUAGUUCCGGAAAAAUAUAUAUAAUUUAGAAAGCAACCCCACUUUACAACUGCUACUAUAUAAAUCGCAGUCCCCAAAUAGAGUAUUGCUGUCACCUUUAGGCAGGAGCACCUGCAUGUCAGCUUGGACCCUUUGACUCAGUCCAAAGGCGCGCUGUGCGAAUCGUUGACGAUCCCAAACUCACAAGCGGUAUUGAACCUUUAAGUCUAAGGAGAGACUUUGCCUCCUUGUGUGUGUUCUACUGCUUGUACAAUGGGCUGUGCUCUGAGGAAUUGUUUGACAUGAUGCCAACGGCCAUUUUCUAUCACCGCACCGCUCGCCGUCGGCAGGGUGUUCAUCCUCACACCUUAGAAAGUAAAUGGUCGCGUACUGUGCGGUUCAAAAGGAAUUUCCUCCCGCGGACGCUCCGGCUGUGGAAUGAGCUCCCUUCCGAGGUUUUCCCGAGGGUCUACAGUAUGGGGUUCUUCAAAAAAGGAGUGUACAGGUUUUUAAAGGGUCGGCAACGCGCAUGUAACACCUCUGGAGUUGCAGGCGUCCAUAGGCUGCGGUGACUGCUUACAAUCAGGCGGCGGGCCGUAUGCUUGUUUGCCACCGUCGUGGUAUAUAAAAAAAAGCAA